Messenger RNA from Hyalella azteca, 524 nucleotides. RefSeq lists its product as uncharacterized. NCBI's taxonomy places the organism in Eukaryota, Metazoa, Arthropoda, Malacostraca, Amphipoda, Hyalellidae. The record is from RefSeq and is a predicted model, not a curated record. Gene Ontology annotation, molecular function: cell adhesion molecule binding. Gene Ontology annotation, biological process: cell-cell adhesion. Gene Ontology annotation, cellular component: cell-cell junction. The annotation marks the transcript as partial. The transcript is spliced from 3 exons.
ACCGUCGGCCGCCAGCUGUGGUGUCGCGGCUACCGAAGAGCGACUCUGUGGUGCGCGGGCACAGCGUGAACCUGACGUGCGUGUUCGAGGGUUCCCCGCUACCUACCAUCACGUGGUACAAGGAUGACGUCAUCCUGCGUCUUGAUGACGUCAUCGAGCGUGUUGAUGACGCGUCACAGACACGCGUGGCGGGCGACCAUGUCAACACCAACACCAUGAGCGUGACACAGCGACGUGUGCGCUCACGGCAAGUAAGGGCAGGAGGAGGAGGAGGAGGGUUGUCAGCUCGGGGCACGCGAAGGAUCGUAUCGAGUCUGAGUAUAGGAGUCGUAGAGGACGACCACGCUGGAGUGUACAAGUGUGUUGCCACCUCCAGGGAGGGCAGAGCUGAACAACAAGUGCAACUCAGCGUCAUUCCGCCGCUGGACCCCGGGCUGGUAUACCCAUGCCCAUACGACUCCUUCUGUCUCAACGGCGGCACUUGUAUGUUCUUCAAGUUCGUCGGCGAGCUCGUCUGCCAGUGA